GAACACUACAUGCUCUUCCAAAAACCAACCCAUCUGCACAAAGAUCUCUUUUGUAAUCUGCCUCUCACUUUGGGCGAGUUUGUUUAUUAUUCCCGUCUCUUGUGAGAAUAAUGUGAUUAUUAUGUGGUCGUUACUCUGAAGCAGAUCAGCUCUGUGGGACGCAUGAUCAGGUACCUGAGCAUGAUGGUGAGGGAGCUGGUCCUGCUGUGGAUGGUGGCUCUGGUGGGGAUUUCAGCCCAAAUCACAGAGGGGGUGAAUGAGAGCAACAAGACACUGUCAUCCAUUCCUGCAAACUAUCCUUCAAACAUAACCAAGUUAAUCCUGCGACAUAACCGCAUUGUAGUGAACAGCUCGGACAUUAUGGCCUUACGUAACUAUACCAACCUAACAGAACUGGACCUGUCGUACAACCUCAUAGCAGAGCUACCAGCUGACGCCUUUUCUACCCUCAGCAACCUGGAAUCUCUGAGUCUUCUGGGAAAUAAACUGCAAACGCUGAGCAAUAAAACUGUGACUGAUCUGAGUAAACUGAAAAAACUGGAUCUCAGUGAUAACCCAUGGAUCUGCAGCAAGCAAUUUCUGAAUCUCAUCAAGUGGAUAAAUAACAAUGGAGUGCAAACAGGAGCGAAUGCUACAUGUGAAACUCCUCAAGAACUGGCUGGCAAAAGUAUCCUGAAUUUGACAAUGGAAUACUUAUCAACGACUAAACCAACUCCACUUACAACCAAGACCCACAACCCACACACAACUGCUACGUCUAUUUCUACUGCCGUUACUGUUAAGAGAACAACUCCUAUCACAACCCAGAGUCUGCCGCAUGUAGUGCCAACCACAUCGAGUAUGCCCAACAUUUCAAAGAAAGACUCUUUGGUCGAUGCUGAAACUGGCAAUAAGAAGCCUGGGGAAAACAACACAUGGAAGUUCCUCACUGGUGUAAUUGCAAUCAUUCUCUGCACAUCUAUCGUCAUUGUUUGUGCCGUAAAAUCGCCCUCAUGGUACAAGAUGAUCUUUAACUACAGGCACCAGAGGCUGCGUGAGGCAGAGGAUCCCAGAAUGUUUAACACAGGUCGCUACUCCAACUUUAGUCUGGACACGGAGCAGACGGAGACCAGUGUUAAUGAUCUGGACCAAGGCUUUAGUGGAACAACCGAGGAUGAAGACGGCUUCAUAGAGGAUGGCUUCAUAGAGGAUGGCUUCAUAGAAGACGGCUACAUUCAGCCUGGGGACUACAAAGACCCCAUUGAUGUUGAUGAAGUAUAAAGCCCUAAGUAACAUUGUUACUUUUUUUUGUAGUUUUGAUUUCUGUUGUUGUUCAACUGUCUGUACCUUCUGCAUAACAACCUUUGGUAACAACACACGAUAUGAAUCCAUAAAAUCAUUUACGCAGUCGACCAAGUAAAGAUGGUGAGAGGAAGAGCGACUAAGAACUAAAAGGAUUUGAAUGAAGUCAAAGGCAAACCAUAAUAUAAAGGAGUACAUACAAAAUGUUGUUUAUCACUUGUGAUAACGUGGGGGGGAAUCAUUGAGGCAUUAUUAAAGUACUAGGUGUAAGUGUUUUGAACAGUAACGGUUACAGCCGUAUAUGUCGAACAAAUGUCGAAAAGAAAUAAAUGUAAAUUAUAAAUACGGUACUAAGGUGGUGCUGAGGUAAAUCACACUAGCCCACUAUGCUAUUGGCCAGUCGUGCAUCUACUCAAACAUGAUUUGCUGAGUAUCUGUGAGAGGGGUAGGGGGGUUUAUGGCCAAAUAGCCUAGUCAUUGGGAGAAGCGCUUUCUGACAAGGAGUCUGAUAAGGAGGCUUGCAUCAGGAAAGGCAUCUGAAGUAGGAACCUGCCCAAUCGGGUACGCAGCCCAUAAUAAUACUCUGUGGUGACCCCUAAAUAUGGAAAAAACAGGGGUGUCCUGAAUGUGAAUAUUUCAGAAAGCACUGGUGAAGUAGAGUAGAGUCUUGGACACAAGUAUGCUUGUUUGCCUUUACAUAUAAGGCCAUGCCUAGCAGGCUCUCAGAUCAGUCUAAUCAGUACAUUCAGUAUACAUGUUUAUAUUACCUAGAAUGGCUGAUAGUAUGAGUUGUUACACUGCACCUUUCAAAACGCAGCCUAUAACGUAACGUUAAUGGUCAAAUUGUGGACUGUCAUUAACUAAGCUGCACUUUAAACCACAAUAAACAGCUUUGAGAUCUGUGAUUAAUAAAGAAUGCAGAAUUUAAAUAUUUAAAGUGUAUCAAGCUUAUCAAAACCUUGUCUGUCAUGCUAAUGAAGCCACAUUAGAACAGACAACACAAGUUAAAGCAUUAUUGUUUUUAUCAGUGCAUAGGACAGAACAGGGCAUCUUACUAAAACGUUCUGGUGUGCCCUCUUGUGUGUUGCAUUAUAAAUGCUGUAGUUAUGAGGAUUUAAAGGCACUUACUUUCUUCUCUCUGUGAAAAUUGAAUCUAUGCUUUGGGCCUCUCGGUCAUUCUGUGAUUUCAGCUAAAAAGAAAUGUAAAGUGAGAACACUGAAAUGCUACACAUUUAAAUGUAUAUAAUAUAUAUAUAUAUAUAUAUAUAUGAGCUUACCAUACUAAUGUCAUUUAUUAGUUCAUCCAUUUCUGUGUUUGUAUUCAGCUUGUCAACCAGCUGAAAAUUCACAUACACAAGAACAAUUAAGAUACAUUCAGACAUAUUAAACUGCCUUUCACUCACAUACUGUUUAAAUAAAAACUCUAAAAAAGUCUCUA
Trichomycterus rosablanca is the source of this 2719-nucleotide messenger RNA. Its product is annotated as leucine-rich repeat-containing protein 19-like. The record is from RefSeq and is a predicted model, not a curated record. The transcript has 5 exons. Lineage: Eukaryota; Metazoa; Chordata; Actinopteri; Siluriformes; Trichomycteridae. Gene Ontology annotation, cellular component: plasma membrane. Gene Ontology annotation, molecular function: protein binding; signaling receptor activity. Gene Ontology annotation, biological process: positive regulation of non-canonical NF-kappaB signal transduction; interleukin-8 production. Bases 163 to 1260 code for a protein of 365 amino acids.